Messenger RNA from Argiope bruennichi, 1317 nucleotides. Its product is annotated as PE-PGRS family protein PE_PGRS16-like. NCBI's taxonomy places the organism in Eukaryota, Metazoa, Arthropoda, Arachnida, Araneae, Araneidae. The transcript is spliced from 3 exons. The record is from RefSeq and is a predicted model, not a curated record. The coding region runs from base 1 to 1317 and encodes 438 amino acids.
AUGAACACAAGAGGAGCUGGUGCACCAGGAGGACCUGGAGGUCCAGGUGGACCAGACGGCCCUGGAGGUCCAGGUGGAUUUGGCGGAGGAACAGGAAUCGGCGGUGGUCUUGGACCAGGAGCUGGAGGUGCUGGACCGUCUGGAGGUGCUGGUGGAACAGGUCCGGUAUCUGUCUCUUCUACUGUAAGCGUCGGUGGUGCUGGCGGACCAGGCGCAGGUGGACCAGGAGCAGGUGGAGCAGGAGCUGGUGGUGUGGGAACUGGAGGAUUUGGAGGUCCAGGUGGAUUCGGUGGACCGGGCGGUCCUGGAGGACCAGGCGGCCCAGGAGGAGCAGGCGGAGGCGCCGGCGGCGCUGGCGGAUUGUACGGACCUGGAGGUGCUGGAGGAUUGUACGGUCCUGGAGGAUUAUACGGACCUGGAGGAGCUGGUGCACCUGGAGUUCCCGGAGCGCCAGGAGCUCCGGGUAGAGCAGGAGGUAUCGGAGGUAUAUCCGGAGCUGGUGGUGUCGGACCUGGUGGAGUCUCUGGAGGUGCUGGCGGAGGAGGUGUAUCAGUUACAGAAUCAGUUACUGUUGGUGGAGCCGGAGGAGCAGGAGCUGGUGGAAUCGGUGGACCAUCAGGUCUGGGAGGAGCCGGAGCAACUGGUGGAUUCGGUGGUGCUGGAGGACCUGGUGGACCUGGAGGACCCGGUGGACCAGGAGGAUUUGGUGGUGUAGGCGGAGGAGCAGGAGCCGGUGGUGUCGGACCUGGCGGAAUCUCUGGAGGUGCUGGCGGUGCUGGCGGAUCAGGUGUAACAGUUGUAGAGUCAGUUACUGUUGGUGGAGCCGGAGGACCAGGAGCUGGUGGUGUCGGUCCAGGAGGUGUCGGAUCUGGAGGAGUUGGACCGGGAGGUAUUUACGGACCAGGAGGAGCUGGAGGACUCUACGGACCGGAUGCAGGUGGAGCCUUCGGCGCAGGAGGAAGAGCUGGUGCACCAGGAGGACCUGGAGGUCCAGGUGGACCAGGCGGCCCUGGAGGUCCAGGUGGAUUUGGCGGAGGAACAGGAAUCGGCGGUGGUGUUGGACCAGGAGCUGGAGGUGCUGGACCGUCUGGAGGUGCUGGUGGAACAGGUCCGGUAUCUGUCUCUUCUACUGUAAGUGUCGGUGGUGCUGGCGGACCAGGCGCAGGUGGACCAGGAGCAGGUGGAGCUGGAGCUGGUGGUGUGGGAACUGGAGGAUUUGGAGGUCCAGGUGGAUUCGGUGGACCGGGCGGUCCUGGAGGACAAGGUGGCCCAGGAGGAGCAGGCGGAGGCGCCGGCGGCGCUGGCGGAUUGUACUGA